AUGGGGCAGGCGGAAAGCAGGCAGGAUGAAGGCGGAGCGCACGCGGCCACUGAGGGCCUCGCCCGUCUGCAGGCCAUCACGGGCGCCAAAGGCCCGGACGCGAAAUUGAAGCCUCGCGGCAACAAGGCCGCCGCCAGUGAUCACGACUUCAUCAAGAGCUCGCUGUGCAACCUGCUGCUCUUUGGGCGCCUGGACAACGUGGCCCAGGUCAAGAUAGCAGACAGCAUGUGGGAGCGUGUUGUCCCCGCAGGCGAGAUUCUAAUUCAGGAGGGCGAGGUGGGGCUGGCCGCCACCGAGCUGUACGUCGUCAAGGAGGGCAAGUUUGAGGUCCUGGAGCGCCGGAAGGGGGUCAACAUGCGCGUCAACGUCAAGGAGCGCGGGGACGUGUUUGGCGAGGUGUCCCUGAUGAAGUACGUGCAAGAGUUUGCUGAGGGCGAGCUGGGCCAGAUCGAGGUGUUCCUCAACAGCGUCCCGCUGCUGAACCCCCUGAGCCGCGACGCCAAGCUCAAGCUGGUGGACGCCUUUGUGGAGGAGACGUUCGCGGCUGGCAGUGUCAUAAUUCGCGAGGGUGACCUGGGAGACAAGUUCUACAUCGUCAAGGGUGGCGAGGCUGCGGUGACUCAGGGCGGCAAGGAGGUGAAUCGCCUGUUCAAGGCUGACUUUUUUGGCGAGCGUGCGCUGCUCUCUAACGAGCCGCGUGGCGCGACUGUGGCAGCUGUUCAGGAGACGGUCUGCCUCACCCUGGACCGUGACACUUUCGUGGAGAUCCUGGGGCCCAUGGACAAGAUCAUGGCGGAGGCCAAGUCUGUGGAGGUCAGCAAGGCGCGGAUGGCACGCUUCAAGCCCCGCGGCAGCGCCGCAGCGGCCAGCCGUCCACGCGCAGACGUCUUCAUCCGGGCGCGGGGGCCCAGUGGCGCUCCUUACGAGGUUGUGGCCAGCGGCCACCUUGACGAGGUGCAAGAGCUGGCGCGCGGCGGCACAAAGCUGGGCAGCAGCUCUGGUGCGGCAAGCAGUGAGGGUGCCGGCGAUUCCAAGGGCAACGAGGGCUCCUCAUUGACGCUGGUGGAGGCGGCGCUGUUGGGCGAGGGCGCGUUCAGCCGUGUGAGCGAGGUCACGGAGGAGAGCACCAAACGCACCUUUGCGCUGAAGCGCAUGACCAUGACAGCUGCGCUGCAGUGCCCGGAGCAUGUCUACUGUGAGCAGCACAUCUCCAAGAACACUGCCAACGGCUUCUGCAUCAGGCAGUACGCCAGUUUCAAGGACCCCCACCACCUGUACUUCCUGUUUGACCUGAUGAGCGGCGGCGACCUGAUGGACGUCCUGGUGGCGGAGGCCAAGAUCAUCAAGCACCCCGUGCCGCAGAAGAGCGGCAUGAGGCAGGGCGUGCUGUCGCCCAAGGUUAAGAUGUGGCAGGGCAUGGACGAGACCAUGGCCAAGUUCUAUGUUGCCUCCAUCGUGCUGGCCCUGGAAUAUCUCCACGACAACGGCAUCGUGUACCGUGACCUCAAGCCAGAGAACGUGCUCAUCGACGGGCAGGGCUUUGCCAAGCUGGGGGACUUCGGCUUUGCCAAGCAGAUCGACCCGGCCAGCGGCGGGCGGACGUACACCUUCUGUGGCACGCCAGGCUACGUGGCGCCGGAGAACGUCUUGGGGCGCGGCUACAACAACAGUGUGGAUUGGUGGACGCUGGGGGUGCUGAUGUACGUGCUGCUCACUGCGCGGCAGCCCUUCUCCAGCCCCAAGACAGGGGACCCCAUGGAGGUGAUGCGGCGCAUCGUGGACGAGCGCUGGCCCAUCAAGUUCCCGCCAUACAUGAGCCCCGAGGGCCGCGACCUCAUCCAGCGCCUGCUGGAGCGCAAGCCAGCCAAGCGUAUCGGCAUGCUGCAGGGCCGCGCCGACGACAUCAAGAAGCACCCUUGGUUUGCGGGCUUUGAUUGGGAGAGCCUGACAGCACGCAAGAUGGAGCCGCCACGGCGGCCUCGCGAGACGGACUUCUCCAAGCGCAAGGCGGAGCUGGAGGAGAGCCACGCGGGCGACCCUGUGGUGCCCAAGAUCACGCCUCCGGAAGAGGCGGAGUGCGCCAAGAUAUUUGCGGACUUCUAG
Monoraphidium neglectum is the source of this 2103-nucleotide messenger RNA. Its product is annotated as protein kinase, cGMP-dependent. The transcript has 17 exons. Bases 1 to 2103 code for a protein of 700 amino acids. NCBI's taxonomy places the organism in Eukaryota, Viridiplantae, Chlorophyta, Chlorophyceae, Sphaeropleales, Selenastraceae. Gene Ontology annotation, cellular component: cAMP-dependent protein kinase complex. Gene Ontology annotation, biological process: peptidyl-serine phosphorylation; signal transduction. Gene Ontology annotation, molecular function: cAMP-dependent protein kinase activity; ATP binding; cGMP-dependent protein kinase activity. The record is from RefSeq and is a predicted model, not a curated record.